Gilbertella persicaria is the source of this 3409-nucleotide messenger RNA. RefSeq names its product SNF2 family N-terminal domain-containing protein. Gene Ontology annotation, cellular component: cytoplasm. Gene Ontology annotation, molecular function: ATP-dependent chromatin remodeler activity; ATP binding. The transcript has 5 exons. The record is from RefSeq and is a predicted model, not a curated record. The coding region runs from base 171 to 3086 and encodes 971 amino acids. Lineage: Eukaryota; Fungi; Mucoromycota; Mucoromycetes; Mucorales; Choanephoraceae.
AGAUGUAUUCUUCUUUCUAAAAAAAAAAGAAUAAAGAUGGUCUUUAAGAAUACAGAUAAGCAUGACUCUUUUGUUUUGUAGUAGAACAAAAAAACACGUAUUUUAAUCGCCGACCGCAGCCUUUAACAAUAGAAACUUGACUCUGUUUUUUUUGUCUUGCAAGCAACACUAUGAAUAGUCCUGAAUAUCAAGUAUUUGAAAUCUCUGACACUGAUUCAGUAGAAGGUGUUCCUAUUAUUGACAUAUCAAGAGACAAUAUGAAUGAUUCAGGACAAGUACUUGAUUUGACAGUUGAGGACAACAACAACGGCAACAACAAGGGUAAAGAAUUAGCUGGAUCAAACAUCAAUAACAGCAUUUAUUUGGAUGAUGAUGCCUAUGCUUUCUUUGUUGAAGCAGGUCUUGAAGAUCCUAGUGAUCUCGCCACGUUGGGUAUUAAUGUGGAAGAGAUCAAAGCACAAAGAGAACUUGUAGAAAGAAUAGAGAAUAACACCAACAAACGAGAUUUUGAAUUGGCUGCUCAAUUACAACAACAACUACAAGAAGAAGGCAAACAAUAUCAAACGGCUAAUCUUGAUAUUUCAAGUCACCAAGCAAAACGUCCUAAACUAGAACCAACUUAUAAAGGCAAAAAAGCCAUUGAAGUCAUUGACGAUGAAGACUGUAUUGAUCUUACAACGGAAGAUAGCAUUUACAAUAUUGAGACAAUAUCGGAUGAUGAGCCUGAAGUGUCUUUUUUGAAUAUGCCUCCUUUAAAUGUGUCUCCUGCUUUUGUGCCAUACAAUCCAAUGAGGCCUACGAAAGCAACCGCAAAUAAUGGUCUUUCUGGCUUUCCUGAUGGUUUACGUGAUUUGAUUCCACUCUUUUCUCGUCAUGGCUCCCCUCUUUCUCAAGCAGGAUCUCAUUUUCCUCCCUUACAGGCAAGAUCUCGCUUUCCCAUUUAUGCUUCCUCUUCUUCUUCUGCUUCACAAGCGAACGCUGGUUCUUGUCAUAUGACCAACAUUGCUAGACAACAAGGCAAUCCUUAUGCUAAUCCAAACCAUGCAAGACCCUUAUCACAACAAGAAACAGAAAGAGAAUUGCGUGAUUUGUUGGAGAAUGUAGUCGAUGAUAAUCCACCACCACCUAAAGACAGAACAGGCACGCCUAGAGGAUUGUCAAUUGAACUGCUUGAACAUCAAAAGAUUGGUUUACAAUGGAUGGUCAAGAUGGAGAAUUCAAACAACAAGGGUGGUAUUUUAGCAGAUGAUAUGGGUCUAGGCAAGACAAUUCAAGCAUUAGCUAUCAUUAUUCAGAAUCCUUGUACAGAACUGACUGAAUUGGAUCCUGCCUAUCUUCGCUGUAGACCCAGACAACUUCCAACUGAAGAGAUUCGGGUCAAAGCAACCUUGAUUGUCUGCCCUGUGUCUCUUAUGGAUCAAUGGAGAAGAGAAAUACAAGAAAAGACAGAACCUCGUCUCAAAGUGUUGGUCUAUCAUGGCUCUCAAAGAUCAAACAAUCCUUAUGAACUGUCUCAAUAUGAUGUCAUCAUCUCUUCUUAUUCUGUUACUGCAAACAACUUUCAUGAGACACAAAAGGGUCCAUUAAGUUAUAUUCGAUUCCAUAGAGUCAUCCUUGACGAAGCGCAUACAAUCAAAAACAAACAAACACUGGGUGCGCGUGGAUGUUGUCGAAUUGAAGCUACGUAUCGAUGGUGCCUUACAGCUACGCCUAUUCAAAACAAAGUAGAUGAACUGUACUCACUCAUCAAAUUCUUGCGUAUCAGACCCUUCUGUGACUGGGAUGAAUUCAGAGAUGCGAUUGUGAAGCCUAUGAAAGACGGCAGCCAUCGAAAGGCAAUACGUGUUGCUUAUGUACUAAUGAAGGCUAUUGCCCUUCGUCGAUCCAAGAAGGCCAAGAUUGAUGGCCGGCCUAUUCUUGAUUUGCCUGAAAGAAAUAUCCAUAUGACACACGUUGACUUCUCGCCUGAUGAAAGAAUCCAUUACGAUUUUGUGGAACAAAGAGCUCAAGCUCGUUUCAACAAGUAUUUACAAGCUGGUUCUGUCAUGAAGAAUUAUUCGUCUGUCUUGGUGCUUUUGUUGCGCCUUCGUCAAGCAUGUCUGCAUCCUAACCUGACAUUUACUGAAGGUGAUAUAGAAGAAGCCGACCCUGAAAAACAAGAAGAAUUGGCCAAGAAGAUGAAGCCAGAAGUUGUUCAGCGUUUGUUGAGUAGUUCUGCCACACUUUCUGAAAUUGAGUGUCCUAUCUGUCUGGAUAUUGCACAAGAUGCUCAAAUAGCUAAAGACUGUGGUCAUAUUCUCUGUAAAGAAUGUCUUGAUAGCUUCUUGAAUACGAAUGAUGAUAGCAGCACAAAACGAUGUCCUCAUUGUCGUGGUGAUAUUAGCAAGCAGAGUAUGGUCUCUUUAGAUGCUUUUAUUAAGGUAAAUGCGCCUGGUUUGAUAAAGGAAGCUGAACAGCAACAAGAACAAGAGGAAGAAACAAAAGAAAAAGAAGCUUUACAACGAGCACAUGAAUUUAUUGCAAGUGCAAAGAUUAAUAAAAUGAUUGAUAUCUUGGAUGAAACAGCUGCUUCUACAGACGGUAAAGACAAGACGAUUGUGUUUUCUCAAUUCACUGCUUUUCUUGAUUUGAUUGGAAGACCACUUAAGGACAGAGGCCAUAAAUACCUUCGUUAUGAUGGUUCCAUGGGCAUUAAAGAACGAGCAGACACUGUCUCCAAGUUCUAUGAAGAUCCUGAAUACAAGGUUCUGUUGGUCUCUACUAAAUGUGGCUCUCUCGGCCUUAACUUAACAUGUGCUAACCGUGUUAUUCUAAUGGAUAUUUGGUGGAAUCCUGCUCUUGAAAAUCAAGCAAUUGAUCGUGUACAUCGUAUUGGUCAAACAAAGCCAGUUGAGGUUCAUCGUAUAUUCAUCAAUCAUACAGUAGAAGAUCGUAUUCUCGAACUACAAAACAAGAAACAGGUUAUUGCAGAUGGUGUUUUAGGUGAAGGAUCAAGUCCACCCACUUCUCGUCUAGGUCUUCAAGAAAUGAUCUAUCUUUUUCGAGGUGGUGAUUUACCAGAACCCAGUCAACCUAGAAUUGCUUAAUCCGCUUUAUACCAAUCACAUCAAAUGUACAUACAGAGAACAUACAUACAUACACGCACUGAACAUUCAACUUAUGAAGUGGAUAAAUUAUAACAAUAAUAACAAAAAAGGGUCCUUUUAUUUGAGUAAAAUUCUUUAAGCUGUAGGACUCAGUCAUUCUUUCAUCACUGGACAUAAAGAAUGAUCAACAUAUUGUAAUAUCAACAUCUGCCUUGAAAUACAAUGACUAGGUUUUAAAAUACGUUGGAUUUCAACAGUCUAUACAGUCAGAGUGAUCUAAUAAAAUAGCCCUACAUACCAUAGAUUUGUGUCUUGUACCACUG